This is a messenger RNA of Alnus glutinosa, 2310 nucleotides long. RefSeq lists its product as uncharacterized. Gene Ontology annotation, molecular function: protein binding. The transcript has 3 exons. The coding region runs from base 733 to 1995 and encodes 420 amino acids. Lineage: Eukaryota; Viridiplantae; Streptophyta; Magnoliopsida; Fagales; Betulaceae. The record is from RefSeq and is a predicted model, not a curated record.
UAUGCUGUGACCACGUACACCGAGUUUCCGAUGCCGGAGUCUUGCAAAGAGAGCUAAAGGUCUGACGGUGUGCGGGAAGUCGAGCAAGAGAAGUAAUUUUUCUUAGAUUUCAUAUUUCUGACUAUCACCGGCAUUAUUACCUUAAUGGGUGCGUUCUCAAGGGUAAGAUCUUUAGGCCGGUACCGACUUUCCAUGAGGGGAGGAUGUUCAGCGGUUGUCUUUCCUUUUUAGUGAUUAGUCGGUUAAUUUGCUUGUUUUCCUUUUAUAAUAAUCCUCGCCAUUAAUGUAUCGGAUUCAGCUUCCUUGGCUUAAAGAAAACCUAAAGCCACAAGCGUUCACCCAAAUAUUCCCCCCCCCACCCCCUGAAACCUAAAGCCACAAGCGUUCUCGGCGGCGUUGGUUCUCUCUCGACGGUCGGCCACCCUCCACCGGGCCAUUCUUCACCGGCGUUCUCUGUCUCCGGAGCUCUGUUUGUACUCUCUCUCAAUCUGUGCAUUUUUAUGGGAUUUGUUUGGGCUAGAUUAAGCUUUUGAGAUUGUGGGUAUACCUCCAGAGAUUGCUUGAUUUUCUUUCUGCUUUUUCUACUUUUACUGAACAAUAUCUCAUCUUUCUCUUCCUCCUCUCAACGUUACAUCUACCUCACGCCUCUCAUCUUUCUCUUUUACCUCCUAUUCAACUAAAAGUCUCCUAAUCUCCGUUAUACGCAUAAAGUCCAUCCUUGUUUCAUUCUCUAUGGAUCAAUUCGUCUCAAACAAAAGAAAAGCCAUCUACUCCACCAAACAUGGCAGUCCCCCCAAAUAUACUAUGAAAAAAUACAAGGAUGAACACCUUGACACGGUAGCGACGCUUCUGCCUCUACGACGGAUUGGACCAUCAUCUGAUUCACCUGGUUGUCUUUUUUCUCAUGACAUAUUUUUCUGUGUGGAUGAGCUUAACGCUCGAGUCGAAGACGAUGGAAUUUGCUGGUCGGGUGCAAGGUGGUUUAGCCUUAAAAUUGCUGGCCCUAUCUCCCGAAAACCACUAAUUCCUUUUUGGAAGGGAAAAGUUCCAUCUGGCGGUGGCUUAGCAGUCCUGGGCUCCCACAUCUACUCUUUUGGUGGGAUGAGCUAUGCUCAAUCGCGACGGCCAAUUCGAUACGGUUACAAGUUGCGGGUUACUCCGCAUGUCUCUAAGGAGUUGGUCAGUAUUCCACCCAUGCUUUCUCGGAGAUGUUAUUUGGACGUUUCUGUUUUACGCACUAAGAUUUAUGUGUGCAAUCAUGAUUUUCAUCAUCGACAUUUUCGUCAUCAAUGGGGUGAGGUUUUUGACCCUGCCAAAGGAAAAUGGGAAGCCCUUCCUAACCCUCCCAAUUUUCCUUCUACAUAUCCAGAGCGUAUAUGUAUCUCUGCGGCUCUUGAGAGUCCAGAAAGGAUUCUUGUUGCUUACUAUGCAAAGGAUGAUAACUCUUCCGCUAUCUUCUAUGCGUAUGAUGUGCAACACAGAUCUUGGGGAAUGCUUGCACCAGCUAAGCGCAAGCUCCACCGAUUGUGUGAUACGAGAUGGCGAGAAAGAGCAGUAAGUGUUGGCAACACGCUAUACUGGAUUGAACGCCCUGAGGAUGAAGUGCUUAAAGAUGAUCUUUUAUUUAUAGCCUAUGAUUUGGAUUUGGAUUUAUGGCUAGAAGGAACUCUAAAAGAACACGGUGUAUUUUUUUUCCAAGAUUACGGAAUCUUGGGCGCUGAGGCAAGACAUCCUGGCUUCCUCCAUCUGGAGAAGCACAAGUUCUGCCUCUUACAAUGUGCAGAUGAUGAUUAUCUGCGCUGUGUUAUAGUUGAGAUUUCUCCUAUGCCCCCAACAAAGUCAUUAGGCAUAUCGGUUGUAUGGGACCAAAAAUAUGCAAUGGAACCAAAAAUAAGCCGUGGAUCACCCACUGUCUUAGUAUAUUGCGAUAUAAUGCCUAAGAAUACAGAUUUGGAGAAGAAAUCAAGCAAGAAAGAAGUGCGGGGAGCAAAUUAAGGGGUGAGUAGAUUUGUGUGAGAAGUCAAGCACGCAGGAAGUAGGUGAAGCAAGAAGUGUUUUUCUGUUGGUGCGGAGUGGGUUAUAUGCUAAUGCUACUUCGUUUUUUUAUUAUGCUCUCACUCUAUUGAGAGGCCAAAUGCUGCCAGAGGAAUUUUUCAUAUCUUCUUCUUUUUUAUGAAGUUGGGAAAAGUUCUUUGAACUUGUGUAUAUUUUGGAGAUACCUUACAAAAGAUGUAUAUUUAUUCUUUGCUUCAUUAACAUAUUGUAAAAACAUUUGAGGUUUAAAAAUUAUUCACGUUCAGUUUUAUUUAA